Messenger RNA from Seriola dumerili (greater amberjack), 3229 nucleotides. RefSeq names its product solute carrier family 12 member 3-like. Lineage: Eukaryota; Metazoa; Chordata; Actinopteri; Carangiformes; Carangidae. The transcript is spliced from 27 exons. The record is from RefSeq and is a predicted model, not a curated record. Gene Ontology annotation, cellular component: membrane. Bases 1 to 3129 code for a protein of 1042 amino acids. Gene Ontology annotation, biological process: cell volume homeostasis; potassium ion import across plasma membrane; chloride ion homeostasis. Gene Ontology annotation, molecular function: sodium:potassium:chloride symporter activity.
AUGGGGCAGUUCACAUCCAAACGUGAUGGGCAAGUCCCUGGCUUUCUCCCUCGGGUUCGUUUCUCAGCCAAUGAGGAAGGACCUUCUAGGUACACUUCACAGCAGUUUGAUGCCAGCAGCCAACAGCAAGAUGCUAACCUCCAAAUUCCUCCCACCAUUGUUGUGUCUGAUGUGGAUGCGAGUGCAUCAGAGAGCCGGGGCUCAAGCAUGGACCUGCGGAGAUCUUCCUUCUACAGCACCUUAGACCUGGUGCCACAGCUGGAAAAUUAUGCCAGCACCCUGCCACACCAGAAGUCAAGGAGCCGACCUUCUCUGGAGGCUCUCCGCAAGGCAUUUGAUGAGGUGGAGGCAGGUAUGGAGGUAACAAACACCACCACCAACUCAGUCAGCAGUCUCGUCACUGACAGUGGACAUGAAGAAUCACAAGGUCCACAGGAGAAAGCUCCUGUUCGAUUUGGCUGGGUGACUGGAGUUUUGAUGCGUUGCAUGCUGAAUAUCUGGGGAGUUAUCCUGUUUCUCCGCCUGACAUGGAUCAUUUCUCAGGCGGGCAUCUUGUUUACCUGCCUAAUUAUCCUGAUGUCUGUGACGGUGACCUCAGUAACUGCCCUCUCCAUCUCUGCCAUCGCCACCAACGGCAGGGUGAUCUCAGGUGGGGCUUAUUUCAUGAUCUCUCGUUCUCUGGGUCCUGAAAUUGGUGGACCAAUUGGGAUGGUCUUUUCCUUUGCCAACGCUCUGGCUUGUGCCCUCAAUACUGUUGGCUUUGCGGAGGUGGUCAGAGAUCUAAUGCAGGAGUUUGGUGUCGUCAUGGUUGAUUCAGUCAAUGAUGUCCGUAUUGUGGGUGUGAUCACGGUGACUGUUCUUCUGUUCAUUUCACUGGCUGGAAUGGAGUGGGAGUCCAAGGCCCAGAUUUUGUUCUUCACAGUUCUCAUGGUUGCUUUUUCCAACUACUUUGUGGGCACAUUCAUUCCUGCCAGUGUAGAGAAACAGGCUGAGGGCAUCUUUGGAUACCACAGUGAAAUCUUCAUUUCAAACCUAAAACCAGACUGGAGAGGACCUGAAAACGACUUUUUCAAGAUGUUUGCCAUUUUCUUCCCCUCCGCCAUCGGCAUUCUGUCUGGAGCCAACAUCUCUGGAGACCUCAAAGACCCUGCUACUGCUAUCCCCAAAGGCACCCUCAUGGCCAUUUUCUGGACUACAAUCAGCUAUUUAGCUAUUUCUGUAACUGUUGGGUCGUGUGUCAUACGGGAUGCUUCUGGAAAUAUAAGUGACAUUCUGAUUGGGAACAUCACUGAUGGGUGUGUGGGUCAAGGAUGUCAACUGGGCUGGAACUUCACAGAGUGCAUUGAGUCAAACUCUUGUAAUUAUGGUCUGGCCAACAAUUCAAAGGUUCUGGGCCAAGUUUCAGGUGUCUCCUACCUUAUCACUGCUGGUGUGUUUUCAGCCAGCUUGUCAUCUGCUCUUGGCUUCCUCGUCUCCGCUCCUAAAGUCUUUCAGUGUCUGUGCAGAGAUGAAAUAUAUCCGUACAUUGGAGUCUUUGGGAAGGGUUAUGGGAAAAAUGAUGAGCCACUCCGGGCCUAUAUCCUCUGCUACGUCAUUGCUGUGGCCUUCAUUCUCAUUGGUGAGCUGAACAUCAUCGCAUCCUUGAUCUCCAACUUCUUCCUGUGUUCCUACUGUCUCAUUAACUUCAGCUGCUUUCACGCUUCAAUCACCAACUCCCCUGGUUGGAGGCCGUCAUUUCACUACUACAGUAAAUGGACGGCUUUGUUCGGAGCAGUGAUCUCUGUAGUUCUGAUGUUCCUGUUGACCUGGUGGGCUGCUCUCGUCACCUUCAGUAUCAUCUUCUUCCUGUUUGGAUACGUCAACUACAACAAGCCAAAGGUAAACUGGGGAUCAUCAGUCCAGGCAGGUACAUACAACAUGGCUUUGUCAUACUCUGUCUCUCUGUCUGGUGUGGAGGAUCAUGUCAAGAACUUUAGACCCCAGUGUCUUGUCCUGACUGGGCCCCCAAACCAGCGACCUGCACUGGUGGACUUUGUUGGCUCCUUCACCAAGCAUAUAAGCCUCAUGAUCUGCGGCGACAUAAUCACGGAACAGGAGAGGCAGACUCGGCCGCCGGAUGCCACAGAGUGGUUGGUAAAGUGGAUGAACAAGAGAAAGGUGCGCUCGUUUUAUACUCCUUUCAGUGCACACAGUCUCAGAGGUGGAGCUCGGCACUUGCUACAGGCAUCUGGUCUCGGCAAGCUGAAGCCCAACACUCUGGUCCUGGGCUUCAAGACAAACUGGAGGGACAGUUCUUCUGAAAGCAUUGAAGAUUACAUCAACACCAUAUAUGAUACCUUUGACUCCAACUACUGUUUGUGUAUCUUGAGGAUGAUGGACGGGCUGGAUAUCUUUGACCAGUUUGAAAGUGAAGUGAACCACAGCUUUGAGCCUGACAGAUCAGAUGAAAAUGACGACCAGCAGUCUCCUGAAAGGGUAUCAGUUGACGACAUCUCCGAUAAAUGUGACAGUGAUCAGAUCAAGACGGUGUUUCAGAAUGACCAGGGGAAGAAGACCAUUGACGUCUACUGGAUAGCUGAUGAUGGAGGUCUGACUCUGCUGGUGCCUUACCUGCUCACCAGGAGGAAACACUGGCGCAGCAGUAAGGUCAGGGUCUUCAUCGUGGGAGAUGAACAAAACAUGGAGGAAGGCCGCAACGAGAUGGUCGCUCUGCUGAAGAGGUUCCGUCUGGAUUUUAAUGACGUUAUCGUCAUGACAGACAGCGAGAAGCGUCCGCACGCCAAGAACCUGAGUAGGUUUGUGGACAGUGUCGCCCCCUUCAGGCUACAUGAUGAACAGCAGGAUGGCAUCUCAGUGGAGGACUUGAAACAAAGCGCCCCAUGGAAAAUAUCUGACAAAGAGUUCGAGGCCUUCAAACUUAAGUCUGAGAGAAAAGUGAGGCUGAAUGAAAUCAUCCGCAGGAAUUCACAACAUGCUGCUCUCGUGCUUGUGAGCCUCCCUGUGCCGCAGAGUGACUGCCCCAGGGCUCUGUACAUGGCCUGGCUGGAUACUCUGACCUGUGGCCUCCACUGCCCUGCGGUGCUGAUACGGGGAAACCAGCAGAACGUACUCACUUUCUACUGCCAGUAAAAUCCUGCAUUAGAUGGAUGGACAAGUCUUACAAGGAUGGAUAUUUUCAGACAUUAAAUCAAAACAAUGACCUGGGUAAAAAAAAAAAACCCACAUAAGU